AUGGUGAAGAAGAGAGUAUUGCUGGAUCCAACUCCAUUUUUUGUUCUGAAAAGUAGGAUUGUAUCUUUUUCGAAUGAACUAAAGGCACAACUGAACUUGCCCGAAGGGUGCAAGGUUUUUAUCAAUAUUUGCACUGAUCCAGCAGUAGAUGUACCCAAGGAAAGAUGGGUGGACGUGAAAGAGAAUAUAGAACUGCCAAUGUUGGUGUCUGAUCCUAGAACUGAUGUAGACAAAAAAGGCGUAGAAUCAGCCGUUUUUGAUUGCUGUGUUAAUGACCGAGUGGGUCAAGAGUUUGCAAUUUAUAAAGACUUCCGAGUCUAUAUAAUUGAGGCUUCCAUGGCUAUGGUUGAACUGCAAUCGGGUUGUUCAAUUGAUAGAGAGAACCUAGCGACCCCCAAACUUAAAGUAAAAGGCAUUCCACAGCGUGAAUAUGAAGUAGAUGUUCCACAAUCCUUAGAAGACAGCGAAGAAGAAGAAGAGCCCAACUUUAUCUCAAGCAUAGAGCAAUAUGCCAAAAAUAUUGUCAAGUCAGAUAAAUCUGUCAAGCGGGAUUCUAACAAACAAGAAAUUGAUGAAGCUCAACUUGCAUCUGCCGAAAACAUCAUCAAUGAGGCUUUUGGUUCAGAUAAUAUUCAGGAGUUGCAGUUGCCCAUACAAGGCAGUGAGAGAUCUGAGAUUAAAAAUAAGCCGAUCCUCAUAGAAGAAAUUACUACGACAACGAAGCAACCUCAUUACACCAUCAAUCCAUAUAACGGACCAUUCAAGGGUCCAGGUUCACCUCCAUCAUACUUAAUUGACAUUAGAGUUCAGGGAGAAGAAGAAGCUAAGUCCUCAGAGUUAAAACUGUCCACAAACAAGCGUAAACUGGUUUUUGGAGACUUAGACAUCGCACUAGUGAAGCCAGCAGACAAGGUAGAGGCUUUUUUCACAAGAGAUUCUGGGUCGUUGCAAGUCUUUAUUUAUUAG
Messenger RNA from Sugiyamaella lignohabitans, 966 nucleotides. RefSeq names its product Pih1p (gene PIH1). NCBI's taxonomy places the organism in Eukaryota, Fungi, Ascomycota, Dipodascomycetes, Dipodascales, Trichomonascaceae. Gene Ontology annotation, biological process: box C/D snoRNP assembly; rRNA processing. Bases 1 to 966 code for a protein of 321 amino acids. Gene Ontology annotation, cellular component: cytoplasm; R2TP complex; ribonucleoprotein complex. The record is from RefSeq and is a predicted model, not a curated record. The transcript has a single exon.